GAUCCUUCCAGAGAACAGCAGGUACCUGUGCGGGUGAACAAUUCAACAAUAAACAGCCUGGCUUUAGCAACAGCAAAGACGGUAUAUCCAACUCAGAUCUCCAGCAUAUUCCUGGACAGUUCUCUUUUGCUGUUUUUGCACCUGUCCGUUCUUCCUGGUCCAGCAUGUAUUCAGUUGAGCUUAUGAAUUAACAUCUUGCGGACAGGUAAGAGACCAUCGCACGCCUGUUGGAUGCUGUAAACGGCCAUCUUCUGAGCUACUUCUUUCGUAACACAAAAAGGCCUCUUUUGUCAUAACACAAAAAGGCCUCUUCGGUUGUGCUCUUGCCAUAUGCUUCCCAUAAAGAGACUUGAUUCUGCAGAGGAGCCCAUAAAAAUCUGUUCUUCAGGUCCCAUACAUUGUCGGAAUAUCUUCGGAGGUUUUAUCGGUCGAACUUGGUCUUUCGGGGAAGAAACCCGCACUUUUGUCCCUGCUUUGAAGAUUGAACCUUGAAUUUUCACCUUUGUCACUUAAAGACUUACUGUCUUUGGGUUGCUACCACCCCAUAAUCUGGGUUACCCAGAAAGCAGUGGAGGAAGAGGUGUCCUGUGGGCGGUAGAUAAGGACCACCCACAAUGUCCUCUGCAGGGCUAGAGAUCUUGGCCAUGGGCCUGUGCAUUUUGGGAUGGUUGGGGAGCAUUAUCUCAUGCGCCAUGCCCAUGUGGAAGGUCACUGCUUUCAUUGGGAACAACAUUGUUGUGGCGCAAAUCAUCUGGGAGGGACUUUGGAUGAACUGUAUUGUGCAGAGCACUGGCCAGAUGCAGUGUAAGAUCUAUGACUCCAUGUUGUCCCUGCCUCAAGAUCUCCAAGCUGCCCGGGCCCUCAUGGUUAUUUCAGUGCUUCUGGCCAUCUGGGCCCUGUUGGUGGGCGUUGUGGGGGCCAAAUGCACCAACUGUGUAGAUGAUGAAGGUGCCAAGGCCCGCAUCGUCAUCACCUCCGGAUCACUCUUCAUCGUCUCAGGGCUCCUCAUCCUCAUCCCUGUGUGUUGGUCAGCCAACUCUAUCAUCCGUGACUUCUACAACCCGCUGGUGGCCGAAUCCCUCAAGAGGGAGCUGGGAGCUGCUCUCUAUGUCGGCUGGGCAGCUUCUGCGCUGCUUCUCCUUGGGGGCUCUCUGCUGUGCUGUUCCUGCCCACCACGAGAGGACCGCUACCCACCGCCACGUAUUGGGUAUUCUGCCCCAGCCAGAUCCACUGCGCCACCAGGCAGUGGGAUUGACAAGCGGGACUAUGUAUGAGCAGGUGUGGUGGUGGAGGUGGACUUGCUAGAUGUUGCCAGGCCCAAACCCUGACAGGAGUUGGUGGCACAAGGACUUUUUAUGGUGGAAAACUGGGGCAAGGCUGAUUGGUCGGGGUUGGGCUGUGAUAUCUGGCAAUUUUGGAAUGUGUGUGUGUGAGAGCAUGCGCGUGUGCAAGUGCAUGUGUGAGUGGGAAAACAUGAACAAAGAGAUACACGAAAGAAUGAGCAAACAGUUAUGAAAGAGAUGAGUGCAGCAGCGCAUAGGAAGGAAAUGCCAAAGCAAAAGGUGCAGAGGUUGGUCGAAUGAAAAGAGGAAGAUGGGCUGAGAAGUUAACGGCUGAGUAAGACCACAGUUGUGGGAAUGGGAAGUGUGAAGGCAGAUGAGUGAGGAUGGAACCGCACCAGUGGACAACCAAAUAAAAGCAAGAACAGACUGAGGAGCGGCAGGUGAAAAUAUGAGAGAAAUCAACACAUGGAAAACUGACUGCUUUAGUCACACAACUGUGCCCUGAGGAUGUAUGGUGGAAUUCUGUUCCUUCUCCCCCCAAGAACGAAAGACUGCACAAAUGUGAGGGGAAAUGGGAAAGGCAAAGAACGAGGGAAUGAAUAAGGAACAGAAGGCACGGGAUGCAGUGAAUCAAAGGGAAGGCAAACCAAGCCAAGCACUGACGUAAAGAACAUAUGAGGGCAUGGAAAUUGUAGGGAAAUGGGAGAGUCAGUCACAAAGGAAAGUGUAUGGCCUGCUUUCAGAAUGGCAGAGAGGAGGAGGGCUGGCUUGGCAAGCAGUCAGGGGAACGUGGCAGGAGACCCUGACCCUGCCUUACUUUCAGACUGGCGCUGUUUGCUCACUGGUUAAUAAUUUGUUAAAGAUUUGGUUAUUCCUAGGGGCCCAGACAAACAGAAGGGGCUGCUAGCCCCCUACCUCUCUCUAUCCAUCUAUUGCAACCUGCUUCAGCCAGUGUCAAGACAAAAUGGAUCCCUCUCACAAGCACACACAUACAUACACAAUAUCACCAGACCUCACUUCCCUCACAUGGCUGGCACCAGAACCCAGCCACUCCCCACAUUCUUUGGUACAGAGGAUGGAUUUAGGGGAGUGGGGGAGACACAUAGGGUCCUCACCCCAGCUCUGGGGUGUGUGCUUUUCUUCAGAGGCUUCCCAAUAAAAGAGAAGAGGGGUGGCUCUAUGAGCUGAUUCUUGACUGGAAUAAGAAGGGGUCACUAGCAGGGGUCACUCUUCUUGUGGUCCUAUUCCCUGCCCAGCUUUGUGUUGUCUUCCUCAAAACCGUGUUAUUCAGAUAAAAC
This is a messenger RNA of Eublepharis macularius, 2581 nucleotides long. RefSeq names its product claudin-9-like. Bases 615 to 1274 code for a protein of 219 amino acids. Gene Ontology annotation, molecular function: structural molecule activity. Gene Ontology annotation, biological process: bicellular tight junction assembly; cell adhesion. The record is from RefSeq and is a predicted model, not a curated record. NCBI's taxonomy places the organism in Eukaryota, Metazoa, Chordata, Lepidosauria, Squamata, Eublepharidae. The transcript has a single exon. Gene Ontology annotation, cellular component: plasma membrane; bicellular tight junction.